AUGCCGGACACGCGGACGUGUUAUUAUCCUGAUGGCACCGAGGCCACUGGCAGCGUGCCUUGUACGCCCAAAGACACCACGUCGUGCUGCGGCGUGAACAACAUCUGCCUCUCGAAUGGAUACUGUCUCGAUGUGACCCAGCCUUUUGUUCUGGCUCGUGGCUCUUGUACAUCCCAGGAAUGGGGAACCGGGUGCCCAGGCCAUUGCCGUCAGUCACCCCCUCGCCACGCAUGCCAGUUAUCCCUCAACACUCACAAGUUCAACUCAGGGACCGUCAACAAAGACAAAGGCUCCGCAAUAGUCAACGUGAAUUUCUCCAAUGGCACCUCGACGUACUGCUGCGGAACACCCGUCGUGCAGGGAGGUGAGAUGGUCUGUCGAGAUGGACUGGACAGCUUCCAGCUGGCCAACGCCCAAAUCCUCCCCGGGCGCGCUGCCCUCGCCAAUCUUGUACAAGCAGACACAUCAUCCAACACAUCGAACUCGUCAGCCUCCCCGACCUCCACUCCCUCACACAGCAAUUCGCGCGACACGACUAUCGGGGUUGGCCUAGGGGUUCCGUUAGGAGUGAUCGCGAUCGGAUCGCUAAUCUGGGCCCUGGGGGAGAGGAGGAGAGCAAACCGGCUGAGCCGAGCAAUGAUGGUCACAUCGUUUCCAACCCAGGAAGGUCUCGUUCGUUCGCCGCAAUCGCGUCUUACGUCGGAAGGCUCUGCCCCGACAGAGCUGGAUGGUCAUAGGCAGAUCCCGGAGUUGAUGCCAAGAGAGAUGUAG
Molecule: messenger RNA, 771 nt
Organism: Penicillium canariense
Lineage: Eukaryota; Fungi; Ascomycota; Eurotiomycetes; Eurotiales; Aspergillaceae
Exons: 2
Coding region: 1-771 (256 amino acids)
Source: RefSeq, a predicted model, not a curated record